Penicillium longicatenatum is the source of this 2328-nucleotide messenger RNA. RefSeq names its product ribosome biogenesis protein ERB1 (gene erb1). Gene Ontology annotation, biological process: ribosome biogenesis; maturation of LSU-rRNA from tricistronic rRNA transcript (SSU-rRNA, 5.8S rRNA, LSU-rRNA). Gene Ontology annotation, molecular function: protein binding; ribonucleoprotein complex binding. Gene Ontology annotation, cellular component: preribosome, large subunit precursor; PeBoW complex. The record is from RefSeq and is a predicted model, not a curated record. Bases 1 to 2328 code for a protein of 775 amino acids. The transcript has a single exon. NCBI's taxonomy places the organism in Eukaryota, Fungi, Ascomycota, Eurotiomycetes, Eurotiales, Aspergillaceae.
AUGGUCACCCGAAACGCCUCAAAGAAGCGCAAGGCUGUUACUCGUGAUGUGGAGGAGGAAGCUGGGGUUUUCUCAGGUGAUGAAUUGAGCGCGGAGAAUCUCGAUGGCGCCCUCUCAGACAAUGACAACGAACUUUCGGAGAGCGAAGAUGAGAGCGAUUCCGAAAUCGAGCUGAUUGACGACUUCAGCGAUGAAGAUGAUGAGGAAGAGGAAUUGGACAGCGACGAGAUCCCAUCCGAUGACGAAGACGAGAAGGAGCAGAAAAAGACCGUCAAACGCUCCAAUGCCGACGACCCCAAUGUUCGUAUCGUGAAGGAUGCCAAUGGAAACGACCGCUACCUAUACGACGAAAUCAUUCCUGACGACAACUCGGACUAUUCGGAGGCAGAGGAAAAUGCCAACACUAUUGGUGACAUUCCUUUGACAUUCUACGACCAGUACCCUCACAUCGGUUACGACAUCAAUGGAAAGAAGAUUAUGCGCCCGGCCAAGGGUGAAGCGCUGGAUGCAUUGUUGGACAGCAUCGAGAUCCCCAAGGGCUGGACCGGUCUUACCGACCCAUCCACUGGCAAGCCAUUGAACUUGAGUCAAUCUGAGUUAGAACUGUUGAAGAAGGUGCAGAUGAAUGAGAUCACUAGCGAGGGAUAUGAUCAAUAUGAGCCUCUGGUGGAAUACUUCUCUGGCAAGCAGGAGAUCAUGCCACUUAGCGCUGCCCCGGAACCCAAGCGCCGAUUCGUGCCAUCUAAGCAUGAGGCUAAGCGUGUGAUGAAGAUUGUGAAGGCUAUCCGUGAGGGCCGCAUUCUUCCAUACAGGCCACCAGAGGAGCGUGAGGAACAGGAUGAUACCGUGGUCAACUUCGAUCUCUGGGCCGAUGAGGUCGAGCGAAAGGAUCACAUCAUGCACAUCCCGGCACCCAAGCUCCCGCCGCCUGGUUACGAGGAGAGCUAUCACCCGCCCCCGGAGUAUCUGCCCGAUAAGAAAGAGCGCAAGGAGUGGGAGCAGACAGACCCCGAAGAUCGUGAGAAGGAAUUCCUGCCCAAUGACUAUGGUUCUCUCCGUCGUGUCCCAGGUUUCGAGAACUUUAUUAAGGAAAAGUUCGAGCGUUGCUUGGAUCUGUACCUGGCACCCAGAGUGCGUCGCAGCAAGCUGAACAUCGAUCCUGAAAGCCUUCUUCCCAAGCUUCCCAGCCCUGAAGAGCUCAAGCCCUUCCCCACGACCUGCGCGACAGUCUUCCGUGGACACAAGGGCCGUGUUCGCUCGCUCGCUGUGGACCCGACUGGAAUCUGGCUUGCAACUGGUGGCGAUGAUGGUACCGUUCGUGUUUGGGAACUCCUGACUGGUCGCCAACUUUGGAGCAUCAAGCUGAGUGAUGAGGAUGCUGUCAAUGUGGUCAGCUGGCGUCCCGGUAAGGAUGCCAUCGUUCUUGCCGCCGCCUGUGGAGACGAUCUCUACCUCGCAGUGCCUCCGAUUGCCGACCCCGAGAUCGAGAAGGCCAGUCUUGAGCUCGUCGAUGCCGGUUGGGGUUACGCAGCAUCUGCCCCUGCUCUCAACACCGUUGAGGCCAAGAAGGCCAACAAGCCCGUUCAGUGGAUCCGGCCUUCAUCUGCCCUGGCUGAUGCAGGUGUUUCCGUCGUCAUUCCUCUCCGUUACGUGCCCAAGUCCAUUUCCUGGCACCGUCGUGGUGACUACUUCGUCACCGUUUGCUCCGGUGCCUCGACCCCGGCAUCGGUGGCCAUCUCCAUUCACACUGUCUCCAAACACCUCACUCAAUUCCCCUUCCGACGCCGUCUCAAGGGUGGUGGUCCCCCGCAGACAGCCCACUUCCACCCCUCGAAGCCGAUCCUCUUCGUUGCCAACCAGCGCUCCAUUCGCGCAUACGACCUUUCACGACAACUGCUGGUCAAGAUCUUGCAGCCUGGUGCGCGCUGGAUCUCUUCCUUCGAUAUCCACCCUACCUCCUCGACUGCUUCCGGCGGCGAUAACAUCAUUAUCGGUUCGUACGAUCGUCGUCUGCUCUGGCACGAUCUCGACCUCUCGCCCCGCCCUUACAAGACUCUCCGUUACCACCGCAAGGCUAUUCGUGCCGUCAAGUUCCACCCUGGUGGUCGCUACCCCUUGUUCGCGGAUGCCAGUGACGACGGAUCUAUCCAGAUCUUCCACGGCAGUGUCACUGGUGACAUGCUUAGCAACGCCACCAUUGUUCCGCUUAAGGUUCUCAAGGGUCACAAGAUUACUGGAGAGUUGGGUGUCUUGGAUAUCGACUGGCACCCGCGUGAAGCGUGGUGUGUCAGUGCUGGUGCCGAUGGUACAUGUCGGUUGUGGAUGUAA